Daucus carota subsp. sativus is the source of this 1946-nucleotide messenger RNA. RefSeq lists its product as uncharacterized. The transcript has 3 exons. Lineage: Eukaryota; Viridiplantae; Streptophyta; Magnoliopsida; Apiales; Apiaceae. Bases 68 to 559 code for a protein of 163 amino acids. The record is from RefSeq and is a predicted model, not a curated record.
AAUGUUUAUUAUGUAGCUGUACACUUGGAAAAUGCAGAAGUAAAGUUUGAAGCAGCUGGGAAGAAAAAUGAACAAGGAAGAGAAGAAAAGAAAGUUCCACGACUCUCUCCUUAAAAUGCUCUAUCCUCCUUCUCCACCUCGGGAACCUCACCAAUCACCUCAUCAUUCUACCUCUACACAUGAUUUUGAUGAUGACGUCACCAACUUAUCAUCUUCAUCAAGCGACGGCGACGGUGAUGUCGGUGGGCAACAAAAGCUAACGAGGGCUCAGCGAAAGAGAUUGCGCAAGAAGAAGCUGCGUCAAGCCGCCUCUCAACGCCGCCCUAUCAUCGGUCCCCUGUUGCCUACUACUAGCAGUGAAGCUGAUGAGGGCCUUGUUUUAGAUGAAACUCAACCUGUUCGACAAAAUGCUGCUGAGGGGUCCGUUGUUAGCGGAAUUCACAGCGCUGAAGAGCAAGGUCCGAGCAGCAAUCAGAACAAAUUGAAACAAAGAAGGAUUGCUAAGAAACUCACAAGGGACAUAAAGGAGCAGAAGGACUCUAGUCACAGGGGACUGUAAGAUUGAUGUCCAGUUUUUCUACAGAUUGGAUUCAUGUGGUUAACGUGCGAGCUUGAUUUCAUUUUGUUAGGGGAUCAUGUGUGCCACCGCCAUUGCAGCUGAAUUGAUCAACAGUUGGUGCUUUGGGAGGGAAUGGUGAAUUAUAAGGAGCAAAUGCCUGCUGAAUAGUGAAUUAUAAGGAGCAAAUGCCUGCUUCUACCAUGUCUUUAUUGCAUGCCAAUGCUAAAAUGUUGACAAAAAGAUGUCAUAAUGUUCUCUUACCCUUGUACCAUCUGAGCUGUUAAACCCUCCCACUUUGCUCAAAUUUCAGCUAUAAAUAUAUUAUUGAAAUCGCUAUGCACAUAAUUCACCAUUAUGUAAAAUCUUCUGUUUUACCAUAUCCCAUUUGAGCUUUUCUCUUCCACGUGGGGUUAGUAUCUGUAUCUGUAUUUUAUCUUCUUUCUUAGAAGUAUUCAUGUAUUUUGGGGUGGAAAUCUUUUUUUUUUUUUUUUAUAAUGUAUUUAGCUCUUGUUAGGCAUCUAUAUAAAUAAUUUAUUGAUUUGGCUAGGGCUGGUCAGCAUUUUGAUAUUCUUUUGACAGCAGUGACUUUUCUUUCAUAGACAAAUUAUUCAGCAUUAUUUACUAUUGCCUUUUGUUCAAAAAAAACUUCACUUUCGCUUAGUAGACAGAUUCUGGUGUGUAUAAUGUGUCUUCAUAGGAAAUCUAAUGCUUAAUUUAGCCUUGAUUGGUGAUGCCUCUCCUGUGCAGGCUUAAACAUUUUAUCAGUGAUUCGAAUUGGAUCUAACAAGAGAAGUGAAUAAUUCUAAGCUGAAAAGCACUGGGCCGCAGCACAAGGGGACUGAGAUGCAUAUUUUUGAUAAGCAAGCACCUAGUACACCAAAAGAGUUUGCCCUUAAAGGUGUCAAAAAUCGAUCUGGAAUUUGACAGGUGACCAUCAAGAAGGCUCACAAUUGAUGGAGCAAAGUUCCGCCGUUGUAGAUACUAUGUAUGAAGAGAUUCAAACCUCAAGAGCCUAUACUCCACACUUUCCGUCCAACCUUGGGAAACCCUGCUGGGAGACUUUAUAGGUUGCCAAUUUUGAUAGAUCCGAGUCAUCCGACGAUCAACAACGGGAAGAUGAAAUCCUCUUCUACAGCAUUCAUCAAAGAGAUGCAAUGAGUCUGAUAUAUAUAAAAAGAGAAAAAGAUCUCCUUCAGUUGCGACAUGGUACUUGCCAGAGAACCUACAAGCUCCUCAGAUUAAUCAUGACUGUCUAAAACGGCUCUCUCUUUCAUGAUCUUACAGCUGUCUGAAAUGCCGCUCUAUCAUGAUCUUGUAAUAUAUAUAUUCAUACUAUUUGUUAAAUAUAUUCUUAUAAUAAAUCUCUGUAUAUACUAGUUGAUACUAC